AUGCAAAGCGCAGUGGUUUUACUGCUCUGCACAGCGUUGCUGGUGCCGUUGGCAAGUGGAAAGACGUAUACGGUGACCGUCGCCGGCAAGGUGGAAUGUUGUUCGGGGACUCGAAGGCCAUGCCCGGUUUACAAAGACAAGGCACAAGUUGAGUUGUGGGAUCGAUAUAAAGGUGAGUGAGGAUGAGGUUUGUCGGGAAAAUAAUGAGCACUCUGUUGCAUCGAAAAUCGCAUCGCCGAGGAAAUGAAUUGGGUCAAGGCACAAUCAAAUUGCUUUCAAUUCAGCGAUCGACGCAGCGAAAUUGUGCUCAAUAUUUUUCCGACAGUCUGAUAGGAAAAGUGCUUCAAGCUCGGCAAAAAGACUUUGAUGAAAUAUUGCAAAAUUGAAUUAUACUUACAUGUUUACAUCACCAUUAACAACAUAUCAGUUUGUCGGAAAAAUAAUGUGGAUUCAUCGCGCCUUAAAAUCCCCCCAUCAUCACUUCAAGAAGGCAAUCCGCGGAUAGAUUUUUGGUACAAUAAGAUAUUUUGCUGCAACAAACCCACAUUAUUUCCCCGACAGACUUAUAGCUGUUAUUAAAAUAUCCAAUUCAGUUGGUAGUGACAAGUUGCUAAGCCGCAAAGAAAACGACCGAAACACCGGAAACAUCCUGAUCACAGGAAGCACCAACUCCAUACUCCUUGGUUUUGAUCCAUACGUCGUCAUACGACAUACCUGUGGAGCCAAGCCGGUAAGAAGAGCAAACAAUUUGCAUAAUUCGUCUAGAAAUGCGCCCGCAAGCUGACAAUUCCCAUCCCUCGAGCACAUGUAAAGAUUGGCAAAACGUUUUCCAUCGAACAUCUUGACCUGUACAAGCCGCAUCUCGGCCGGAAUGAAGAUAAUUGCUGA
This is a messenger RNA of Bursaphelenchus xylophilus (pine wood nematode), 888 nucleotides long. The record is from the annotation of a GenBank genome assembly. NCBI's taxonomy places the organism in Eukaryota, Metazoa, Nematoda, Chromadorea, Rhabditida, Aphelenchoididae.